Leptinotarsa decemlineata (Colorado potato beetle) is the source of this 1392-nucleotide messenger RNA. RefSeq names its product rho GDP-dissociation inhibitor (gene RhoGDI). Gene Ontology annotation, cellular component: membrane; cytoplasm; cytosol. Gene Ontology annotation, biological process: Rho protein signal transduction. NCBI's taxonomy places the organism in Eukaryota, Metazoa, Arthropoda, Insecta, Coleoptera, Chrysomelidae. Gene Ontology annotation, molecular function: Rho GDP-dissociation inhibitor activity; protein binding. The record is from RefSeq and is a predicted model, not a curated record.
AAUUUGUUUCUGUUCCGUAGUCUGUAUUUUAUAUUUCAUGAUAGGUAUUUUUAUGGUGUAAGGGGUGCCUCCCAUUUUUGUGCAAAUAAUUUCUACUGAUCUUUGAAUCCAUCUAACAGAAUGUCAGAAGUAGGAGAUGCUGCAACUCCUGAAGAGUUCGUUGAUAAUGAUAAUGAAACUAACUAUAAGCCUCCUCCGGAAAAAACUAUAGAGGAAAUAUUACAAAUUGAUCAAGAAGAUGAAAGUUUGAGAAAAUAUAAAGAAGCUCUUCUAGGGCAGGCACAAACUGGGCCAAUCAUAGUAGAACCAGAUAACCCAAAGAAAGUAAUCGUUAAAAGGCUAGUAUUAGUUGCUGCUGAUAGACCUGAAAUUGCUCUCGACCUUACAGGAGAUCUUUCACAACUCAAAAAGAAAACUUUCAUCAUCAAAGAAGGAGUUUCGUACAAAAUAAGAAUCGAAUUUAUUGUACAAAGAGAAAUCGUUCAUGGAUUGAAAUAUGUUCAAAAAACAAGUAAAAUGAGUCUCCCAGUUGACAAAAUGACGCACAUGGUUGGUUCAUAUGCUCCUAAACAUGAAAUUCAAUCAUACACUACUCCGUCAGAAGAUGCUCCGUCAGGUAUAAUGGCUAGAGGGGGAUAUACAGUUCAUUCUUUGUUCACAGAUGAUGAUAAAAAUGAACACCUCAAAUGGGAGUGGACAUUUGAAAUAAAAAAAGAUUGGAAAGACUAAGGGUGGAUGUGAAGCAGCCGUCGGUAUUAUCCAUAAAUUUGAAGUAUUACCCCGCCUCAACUUAUAUACUACCUUUUUGAAAUCAAUUUACAAGUUUUUGGAAUUUUUUACUGAUGACCGAUAUCGGUGUUGCCUUAAAUUAUAGUUUACAUAAGCCAAUUUUGAAGUGUUUGUGUAGCAAAUUUCCUAAUCAAGUUUCCCUUUUCGAAUUCAAUGGAUAAUGCCGACCUACAGUGUUAUAUUUUCUUCUAAACUCAGUGAAAUCGUAACCAUAGUGAAAUGGAAUAUGGAAAACUUGAUAGGAAACUCGCCUUAAGGAUUUGCUUUGUUUCCAGAUGCUUUAAGAGUUCCCAAGAAACUAGCAACAUUUGGAUGUUUCAUAUUUUAAAAUGGUACAUAAUUCACCUGAUAACGUUUCUCAGGGUGCAUCAGAAAGUAAUGAAGCCUGCUUUAUAAACAUUGUAUCAUGGAAUGUUGUUAGUUUUGAGAACACCGUUCUUUGUUCCUUCAGUCAAGUACUAUUAGAAUGUACAAUUUUGUGCAUACUAUAAAAUUUUUAAGUUGAGCAUUUAUUUAGUUUGCAUUUAAGUGCUCUAACCAUGUACAUUUUUAUUUGUAAGGUAAAAUAUUUUUUGUCUGGUGAAUAAAGGUGUUAUUUCCUGA